UCCCAAUCGGCCAUGUUUAAUUUGAGUCAUUCAUGAAAAGUUGUGUAAACAAAACAGUAAUGCCUUGAUCGUGGAGGCGACAUAGCACAUGAUGCAUUAGGUAUUAAAUUGCAUUGUGAUCUUCCGUGCGGAGGCACCGGCUAGUUUGAGCAGACUGACCAUUUGUGCCUGGAUUCAUCAACAACCGUGUUAAUAAAAGAAUAGCGCGUGAAAAGCGCGUGAGGCAUCGGCAGGUGCAACAUCGCUACAUUAACCCCAGAUAACAGAAAACAAGUAUUUCUCGAAGGGAAGGGCUUUUAAAAUGUAUCUUACAUGUGUAUUGUACAUUUAUGUUAUCAAAAAGUUAAAGUUUUGUGUUAUCAAAAACUACAAGAAGAAAGAAACUCAAUUAUAAUACAACACAGCUUAAAAUGCUAAAAAAAAAAAAAAAGUGUUGUACUUUUACAGGAAAUCAUGAGGAAAAAGCAGAAUGUGAAAAACAGGAAGGCGGAAGAGACGACAGUUGUCCAGGAGUUUGCAGUGGACAAAAUCAUCUGCAGAAGAGUCCAUGAGGGAAAAGUUGAGUACUAUCUGAAGUGGAAAGGCUUCACAGAUGCCGAGAAUACCUGGGAGCCAGAGGACAACAUGGACUGUCCUGAACUGAUAGAGGAGUUUCUCAGAAAUCUAGCAGUGUCAGGAGAGACCGAGCAAGAGGGCUGUCCAUCUCUAGACCAUGACGUCCAGCCCAAGCAAGAGUUAACUGAGCUUGAUGCUGAUACGGCUCAUCAGCAGUCUCAGGAGGAACUAAUUGAAAGGAGUAAUGAGGAGGGUGGUGAUCACAGUUUGGAGAUCCCUGCAGGCCAAUCCAGCCACCCAGAACCAGACUGCAUCAUUGGAUCCACAGACCGACAGGGAGAGCUCAUGUUCCUCAUCAAGUGGAAAAACACUGAUGAGGUGGCUUUACUGUCAGCAAGGGAGGCCAGUCAAAGGUGGCCCCAGAUGGUAAUCAACUUUUACGAGGACAAGCUGACCUGGCACGGAGAAGAGGAGCAGUGAAAGAGAGAGAGAAAUAUGUAGCAGUGGAUAAUACUGUACCUCUGGGCAGCUUUCAAAACACAAACACUGUGGAAAAAGUUUACUCUUUGAUUUAUCAUGUAUUCAAAGUGUGUGAAUCCACACUCCAAUGUGAAGCUCUUCCUAGCACACUAAACCUUUAGAAAUGUGACUUAAGUAUUAGAGUUCUACUGUAGGGUACUAUUGGUACAGAUAUGUGUAAUGAAAAUGUCAUUACGCAUAAGUGGCUUCUUAGUUGUUGCAGUCCUUGGUCUGUUGUUUUGAACAUUUGGUUUGUUGCUUGAUGUUCACUGUUCUGUCCUCUUUGUUACUAUAAUGUAAACUGUGACAUAGGAGAUGACAUCAAGUGGUGCAGUACUUGCUCAAGGGGAAUUGUUUUGAUGUGUAUAUGUACUAUCCGUACUAUUAACUCCCUGGUUUUGCACCUAUUGAAGUUAUACUGUGAUGGAUCGUGUAAUCUGUGAUGUCACAAUGUAGCUCAUGCAGGUAUAAAUCAGUAGAUUUGCACAAAACAGAUUCUAGAAUGUAGCCCAUACAAUCACAUUUUGUGUACAUUGUGACUCAUUCUUUGCUUUCGGUUUCUGUCUGUUCAUAGUAGUGUGAAUAGGCCUUUGAGGUUUUGUUUCGAAGACAUCUGUUUUGCAGUUUCACUGUUCAGGUUUCCAGUUCACUGUUAAGAUAAUUGUUAUGUAAUCUCGAGUGA
Myxocyprinus asiaticus (Chinese sucker) is the source of this 1756-nucleotide messenger RNA. RefSeq names its product chromobox homolog 3b (gene cbx3b). Gene Ontology annotation, biological process: negative regulation of transcription by RNA polymerase II; chromatin organization. The record is from RefSeq and is a predicted model, not a curated record. Gene Ontology annotation, molecular function: chromatin binding. Gene Ontology annotation, cellular component: pericentric heterochromatin; nucleus. Bases 454 to 1035 code for a protein of 193 amino acids. NCBI's taxonomy places the organism in Eukaryota, Metazoa, Chordata, Actinopteri, Cypriniformes, Catostomidae. The transcript is spliced from 5 exons.